This is a messenger RNA of Daucus carota subsp. sativus, 784 nucleotides long. Its product is annotated as dirigent protein 2. The record is from RefSeq and is a predicted model, not a curated record. The transcript has a single exon. The coding region runs from base 100 to 651 and encodes 183 amino acids. NCBI's taxonomy places the organism in Eukaryota, Viridiplantae, Streptophyta, Magnoliopsida, Apiales, Apiaceae.
CUUCCACACUUAAAAUAAACAAAAACCAUAAAGCCAAACUGGCAUAAAUACAGACAUUCGGUGUAAUUCUCGAACCCACUCCUCUAGCUAGCUUCCACAAUGUCUCCCAUCUCCAUACUCAUCUCAGCUCUCAUUCUCACCCACCUCCUCACAGGAGAAUCUCAAGACUUCACCAAAAGAAUACCCAAAAACAGCCUCGGCCUCAGAAAAGAGAAGCUGAGCCACCUCCACUUCUACUUCCACGACAUCGUCAGCGGCCGCCACCCCACCGCCGUCCGCGUGGCUUCCGCCGCCAUGACCAACACUUCCUCCACAUUAUUCGGAGCUGUUGUGAUGAUGGAUGAUCCUCUCACUGUGGGCCCCGAACCAGAUUCCAAACAAGUGGGAAGAGCUCAAGGAAUCUACGCAUCGGCGUCGUUGAACGAGCUAGGGUUCUUGAUGGUGUUGAACUACGCUUUCACGGAAGGGAAGUACAAUGGGAGUACGUUGAGUAUAUUAGGUCGGAAUCCGCCGCUCUCCGCCGUGAGAGAGAUGCCGGUGGUCGGAGGGAGUGGGCUUUUCCGAUUUGCGCGCGGUUAUGCUCAGGCGAGGACUCAUUUCUUAUAUCCACUGACAUUUUGUCUCCACGUUGGCAAGAAUGGGACUGGUUAAAAAGUGUCUCAAACUCAUCCAAUGGCCAGACCCAGUUGCUACAACCCAUUUCAUUCUUAUUAGUUAUUAUAUAUUAUAAUAUAGAUAUGUAAUAAAAAUUGUUUUGAAUUUCAAUUUAUAAUUAAUUUAGUAA